Messenger RNA from Penicillium concentricum, 579 nucleotides. Its product is annotated as putative IgE binding protein. The record is from RefSeq and is a predicted model, not a curated record. Lineage: Eukaryota; Fungi; Ascomycota; Eurotiomycetes; Eurotiales; Aspergillaceae. The coding region runs from base 1 to 579 and encodes 192 amino acids. The transcript has 2 exons.
AUGAAGUUCACAAUCACCACCCUAGCCCUCCCCCUCCUGGCUGCCUCAGCGCCAACCAGCCAGCCACCCGCCAUCCCAAACCCGGCGUUCAGCGUGAUGGCCAUGCGCUCCGCAUCGCCCAUCCACUUCGCACAGCUGAACGCCGCAGGUCAGAAGUUCUACCUCGGCGGAGAAACAGCUUCCUACUGUCCAGCGCAGGUCUCAAACUGCCCACCUGGAAACCAAACCGUCUUCGCUCCCGGCGGCGGCUCUCUGGACGUCAUGGUUCCAGGCGGCCAGCAGGUCUACGUUGACCCCAACGGUGCCCUUAGCUUCACCCAGGCUCACUCGGCCAAUAUCCCCCAGGGAUCAUCGCGCGGCCCAUUCCACUACGCUGCUGAUGAGCCCUGGGCUCACUACUCCUUCGCUGGUUGGGGCGCCACUGGCUUCAUGGCUUGCCCGACUGAUGAUAGCCGCUGGCAGGUGUUUGCGGCCAUUCAGAAUGCUACUGUGCCACAUGGCAAUGUUGCCGAGUGUCUUGGAUUCUCUGCUGUCGCUUUGACUUAUGACGGGGAGGUUCCUGCUUGGCAGUAUAUCUAG